GCCGCCAUUAAGAGCGAGCCUUCAGGACUAUCUUUUCUAAGGCUUCACAGUCCUGCCCAAGAUGGCCGCCUCGAUUCCGGCACCGCCCCCGCCUUUGCCUCUCCCAACAUGGCGGCCCUGAGCGGCCGUCCAGUACGCAACGUAAUAUCGGAAGUGACGCAUCCCGGGCUUUUCCGCUUUGUUUCUACAGCAGGAACCGUGGCUGCUGGGCAAGGGGGGCGCGGUGGAUGUUGACCUUUGCCCCGGCCUCGUCGUGGGGACACAGCGCAUCUUCUCGCAGCCUGCUUCCUCCCACAGAACCUGUUUCUGGUCUCAGAGCUUCCAGUAAGAGAUGUUGCUGCCGCCGCUUCUGCUGCUGCUACCCCUUUGCUGGGCUGUGGAGGUCAAGAGGCCCCGGGGUGUCUCCCUCACCAACCAUCACUUCUACGAUGAAUCCAAGCCUUUCACUUGCCUGGAUGGUUCAGCCACCAUCCCCUUUGAUCAGGUCAAUGAUGACUACUGUGACUGCAAGGAUGGCUCAGAUGAGCCAGGCACAGCUGCGUGUCCUAACGGCAGCUUCCACUGCACCAACACUGGCUACAAGCCCCUGUAUAUCCCCUCCAGCCGGGUCAAUGAUGGAAUUUGUGACUGCUGCGAUGGGACAGAUGAGUACAACAGCGGCAUCGUCUGUGAGAACACCUGCAAAGAGAAGGGCCGUAAGGAGAGGGAGUCUCUGCAGCAGAUGGCGGAGGUCACCCGCGAGGGGUUCCGUCUGAAGAAGAUCCUUAUUGAGGACUGGAAGAAGGCCCGGGAGGAGAAGCAGCAAAAGCUCAUUGAGCUCCAGACUGGAAAGAAGUCUCUGGAAGACCAGGUGGAGAUGCUGCGGACAGUGAAGGAGGAAGCGGAGAAGCCAGAGAAGGAGGCCAAAGAACAGCACCAGAAGAUGUGGGAAGAGCAGCUGGCCGCCUCCAGGGCCCAGAGGGAGCGGGAGCUGGCAGCUGAUGCCUUCCAGGAGCUGGAUGACGACAUGGACGGGGUGGUGUCCGUGGCCGAGCUGCAGACCCACCCGGAGCUGGACACGGAUGGGGAUGGGGUGGUCUCUGAAGCAGAAGCCCAGGCCCUCCUUGGUGGGGACGCCCAGACGGAUGCUGCCUCUUUCCACGACCGCAUCUGGGCCGCCAUCAGGGACAAGUACCGGUCUGAGGCGCUGCCUGCUGACCUGCCUGUGCCCUCUGCCCCUGACGUGACGGAGCCGAAGGAGGAGCAGCCCCCCGUGCCCUCACCGCCCACAGAGGAGGAGGAAGAGGAGGAGGAGGCAGCUGAGGAAGAGGCAGAGGAGGAGGAGGAAGAAGAUGAAUCUGAGGUGCUGGGGGAGCAGCCCAAGGAGGCCCCACCCCCGCUCGCGCCCCCCCAGCCUGCCAGCCCCUCCGAGGAGGACAAGAUGCCGCCCUACGAUGAGCAGACGAAGGCCUUCAUCGAUGCCGCCCAGGAGGCCCGAAACAAGUUCGAGGAGGCCGAGCGGUCCUUGAAGGACAUGGAGGAAUCCAUCAGGAACCUAGAGCAGGAGAUUUCCUUUGACUUUGGCCCCAACGGGGAGUUCGCCUACCUGUACAGCCAGUGCUACGAGCUCACCACCAACGAAUACAUCUACCGGCUCUGCCCUUUCAAGCUUGUCUCGCAGAAACCUAAACUCGGCGGCUCCCCCACCAACCUCGGCACCUGGGGCUCCUGGGCUGGCCCCGACCACGACAAAUUCAGUGCCAUGAAGUAUGAGCAGGGCACGGGCUGCUGGCAGGGCCCCAACCGCUCCACCACCGUGCGCCUCCUGUGCGGGAAGGAGACGAUGGUGACCAGCACCACGGAGCCCAGUCGCUGCGAGUACCUCAUGGAGCUGAUGACACCAGCAGCCUGCCCAGAGCCGCCACCUGAACCUCCCGCCGACGGUGACCACGACGAGCUCUAGCCGGCCAGGUGUAGAGAACUUCAGGAGGCAUGAAGCCAGCCCUCUGCAGUGCCGCCCACCUGCCCCCAUGUCUGUGGAUGGCAGGCCCCCGUGUCUCUGGGUCUCCUGUCCCCACAUGGGGGCGGGACCCGUGUGGGGCUUCGAGUCCUGCUCUGGGGUCCCAGGCGGGACUCAGUCACAUUCCCAGGCCCCAGCAGCCUCCAAAGAUGGGAUGAAGGAGCUCGCCCUCCCUGGGCCCCCCACCUUCGUGGCCACACUCCCACCCCACCCCUCCCCGCUGUGGGGACAAGUGAGUGACUUGACCUGUGACCUCAAACCAAUAAAUGUGAUCCCCCACCCAAA
Lemur catta (Ring-tailed lemur) is the source of this 2284-nucleotide messenger RNA. RefSeq names its product protein kinase C substrate 80K-H (gene PRKCSH). The transcript has 18 exons. Gene Ontology annotation, cellular component: glucosidase II complex. Gene Ontology annotation, molecular function: calcium ion binding; protein binding. Bases 332 to 1942 code for a protein of 536 amino acids. The record is from RefSeq and is a predicted model, not a curated record. Gene Ontology annotation, biological process: liver development; N-glycan processing. NCBI's taxonomy places the organism in Eukaryota, Metazoa, Chordata, Mammalia, Primates, Lemuridae.